Cuscuta epithymum is the source of this 1891-nucleotide messenger RNA. Lineage: Eukaryota; Viridiplantae; Streptophyta; Magnoliopsida; Solanales; Convolvulaceae. The record is from the annotation of a GenBank genome assembly.
GCCCAACCGAAUUUUAAAACAGUACUCAUACAUAAGAGGCGCAGGCACCAGCAACGGUCAAAUCUUCACACACAAUUCUAAGCAGGGUCCACCUCCGCCCAGCCAGAUCCAUCCGCCAAAGUCACCGCUCCACUCUGCUCACCAUGCCGGGCGCCGCCGCCGUCCAUAGGCUGCACAGAGAAGAGUGCAAGCGCACUAAGCACGACUCUGCUUUCUCCGAAUGGAAGAUUUUGGUGGGGCCAUCUGAUUGGCAAGACUACGUCUUGGGUGUGGAGGGGGCUGAAAGAUACAGAACUCAGAACCUUCCAAACUCUGCUUCUUGCCCUGGAAUUUAUGAGCUUGGUAUUAUCUCAGUUCCAAAGGCUCAAUCAAGGCUAGAGACUAACAAAAACAAUUUUGAUACUGCCAAUGUUGUUCCAGUCUAUGUUGGACAAGCUGACAACGUUAGGACUAGACUUCAGCAGUAUGGCCGCGAUGGUUCUCAUUUAGAGAAUGGUUGCGCAAAAGCUGAUUUGUCUUCGGACAAAGAUGCCGUUUGCCUUAAGGGGCCUUCAUUCUUCACAAGUUCCUUUUCUAGAGGCUUCACCAUUGCAUAUAGGUGGGCUCCGAUGAAAAGCAAGAAGGAUGCUGAGAGGGCAGAAACUCAACUACUUGAUACAUUUGAUUAUGCAUGGAACUCAGACAGUAACGGUGCAAGACGUGAUAAAGACGUCUUCUCCAAAUUUGAGUUCAUCUCAUCAAGAGCAUCUUCUCUCCCCCUUAUCAUACCCUCUAUCAUUACUAGGCUCAAGUCAUCGUUUCAAAAACCAAAAGGCAUCAAAAUUGAAGCUUGUGAACCUCUUCCUUUGCAGAACGGAUCUCAAUUCUAUAAUGAUGCUAAAAGCAGUCACUUCCUUCCCCAGAUUUUUAAAUUUGGGAGAUCCCGGCCAACAAUAGUUUCAGUUAACUCUGGGGUGAAUGAAAACCAUGUCAGUAGCAUAUGUGGAGUUGCACUAGGCCAUGGAUCAGUUUGUAUAAGGUCACCUGCGAGUAAGGGAAGCAAAAGGUGUUUUGAGCAUAGGGGGAUGAAGAUUAACGGAUUAUUAACUCCAAAGUUGAUUGCUGAUGAUGAGAAGAAUUCAGAAGAAACUCGUAUUUGUGGCUUUCUCCUAGAAAAUGGUUCCGCUUGUGUGAGUAAACCAUUUGGGAAGAACAAAAGGUGCAUAGAGCACAAGGGAAGGAGAAUUCCCGGGAAAGGGAAGGAGAUGAAAGUUCAAUCUGAGAUGCAAAAAUCCUAUGAUGAUUCACAAGAUGAAUGUCUGAGGAAUAAAGAAGAUAUUACUCAGUGUCUUAUUAUUAGUCCUUUCAAAACUACUGCUAGUGAGGAUGAAAGGAGCAAUUCUGUGAGAACUUGUGGGGCAACUUUGAAAAAUGGGUCCUCUUGCAGAAGAAAACUCGCUGAAGGUAAUAAUAAGCGAUGUUGGCAGCAUAGCUAGCUGAGUCAAGUCCCCAGGGAAUGUUACUUACCGUACAAGGGUUCCAACCUUAUACUCUGUUUUAUAUAGGAUCUCAUAUACAUUGUGUCGUUGACAACAUACUGAAAGAAUAGUGAUAGCAUGUACAUGCUGAGCAUAUACAUACUGGUCUGCUAGGAUCUCAUAUACACAUGCUUAGGAAACAUUAUGUACCUAAGUAUAUAUCAUACUGGUAUCUGCUACGGAGUUCAACACCGUGGCAACACAUUGGGUUUUCGCUAGUGCAAGAACCAUGAAAUAUUUUUUUUAAAUAUUUAUUCGAGCAGAAUGAUUGAUGCUUCUGUUUGGAAAUUCUUUUAACAUCUUAAUUUUUAGAUAUUGUUGUAAUUACUUUUUCAAUAUACUUUUAACAUAUUAAUUUAAAUAUUUGAACAGAA